AUGAAACAACUCAUAUACUUUCUUUUCUGGUUAUUUCUCUCUGAGACACAAGGCUUGGAAAUCCCCACAAAUGGACUUCCAGAAUUUGCAGACUAUGGAGAUCUUGUGGAACUGGCCCCAGGAAGAUUUCAAUUUGUACCAGAGAACCGGAGGCAUCAGAGAAGUGUUUCUGAGGAAUCUGGAGAAAUGGUGGAAAAUGUGGAUCAAGUAACACUCUACAGCUAUAAAGUCCGAUCCACUGUUACGUCUCGUGUGGCUAAUACCGUCAUCCAGAGCAAAGUGGUGAACAACUCCCCACUGCCUCAAAACGUCGUGUUUGAUGUUCAAAUCCCCAAAGGAGCCUUCAUUUCCAACUUCACCAUGACGAUAGAUGGCACAACGUUUACCAGCUCCAUUAAGGAGAAAACUGUGGGUAAAGUACUCUACUCACAGGCAAGAGCAAAAGGCAAGACUGCUGGAUUGGUGAGGAGCAGGGCACUUGAUAUGGAGAACUUCAAAACCGAAGUCAACGUCCUCCCUGGAUCAAAGGUGCAGUUUGAACUUCAUUACCAGGAAGUGAAAUGGAGGAAGCUGGGAUCCUAUGAACACAGGAUUCAUCUGCAGCCCGGGCGACUGGCCAAACACUUGGAGGUGGAUGUGUGGAUUAUUGAACCUCAGGGAUUGAGAUUUCUUCAUGUUCCAGAUACAUUCGAAGGCCAUUUUGAUGGUGUACCAGUCAUAUCUAAAGGAAGCCAGAAGGUGCAUGUCUCCUUCAAGCCCACAAUAGCACAACAAAGAAAAUGCUCGAACUGCUCUGAGACUGCAGUGGAAGGAGAGCUGGUGGUGAUGUAUGAUGUGAACAGAGAGGAGAAAGCUGGCAAAUUGGAGGUAUUUAAUGGAUAUUUUGUCCACUUCUUUGCUCCUGAAAAUCUGGAACCAAUUCCUAAAAACAUCCUCUUUGUCAUUGAUGUCAGUGGCUCGAUGUGGGGAAUUAAGAUGAAACAAACUGUGGAAGCCAUGAAGACCAUAUUAGAAGACCUACGAGCUGAAGACCAAUUCUCUGUGGUUGAUUUCAACCACAAUGUUCGGACCUGGAGAAAUGAUUUGGUUGCAGCCACUAAAACACAGGUUGCAGAUGCCAAGAAGUAUAUUGAGAAAAUCCAGCCUAAUGGAGGCACAAAUAUCAAUGAAGCACUGCUACGUGCCAUCUUUAUUUUGAAUGAAGCCAAUAAUUUAGGAUUACUGGACCCCAACUCAGUUUCUUUGAUCAUUUUGGUUUCUGAUGGAGAUCCUACAGUAGGAGAACUUAAAUUGUCAAAAAUUCAGAAAAAUGUGAAGCAGAACAUGCAAGACAAUAUCUCCUUGUUCAGUUUGGGGAUAGGAUUCGACGUUGACUAUGAUUUUUUGAAAAGGCUUUCCAAUGAAAAUCGUGGAAUUGCUCAAAGGAUUUAUGGAAACCAAGAUACUUCUUCCCAGCUCAGGAAAUUCUACAACCAGGUGUCCACUCCAUUGCUCCGAAAUGUUCAGUUCAACUAUCCCCAUACAGCAGUAACAGAUGUCACGCAAAACAGUUUCCAUAACUAUUUUGGAGGCUCGGAGAUUGUGGUAGCAGGAAAAGUUGACCCUGCUAAAUUGGAGAAAGUACAGAGCAUCAUCACGGCAACUUCGGCCAGCACAGACUUAGUCCUGGAAACCCUAGCCCAGAUGGAUGACUUGGAGGACUUUCUAUCAAAAGACAAGCAUGCAGACCCUGAUUUCACCAAGAAAUUGUGGGCCUAUCUAACCAUCAACCAGCUUCUAGCUGAGCGAAGCUUGGCUCCUACAGCUGCUGCCAAAAAGAAAAUUACAAGAACAAUCCUGCAGAUGUCUCUGGAACAUCAUAUUGUGACACCACUCACUGCAAUGGUGAUUGAGAAUGACGCUGGGGAUGAGCGGAUGUUGGCAGACUCUCCUCCACAUGAUUACUCUUGCUGUUCAGGUGCUCUGUACUAUGGCACCAAAGUUGCUCCAAGUUCAAUCCCACCUUGGGCCAAUCCUUCACCAACGCCAGAGACCUCACUACAUGCAAUAGGAGCUCCAGUGAUUGAGGCAACUCCUCCUCCCCACGUGAUAAGAGUUGAAAAUGACCCACACUUCAUCAUUUACCUUCCAAAAAGCCAAAAGAAUAUUUGUUUCAAUAUUGACUCAGAACCUGGGAAAAUCCUCAACCUGGUUUCUGACCCAGAAUCAGGGAUUUUGGUCAAUGGUCAGCUCAUUGGUGCCAAGAAGCCAAAGAAUAAUAAACUCAGCACCUAUUUUGGAAAACUGGGGUUUUAUUUCCAAAAUGAAGAUGUGAAAAUAGAAAUCAGCACAGAGACCAUUACCCUGCAUCACGGCUCUCAUGUGUCCGUCUUGUCCUGGGCUGACACAGCACGCAUCAGAAAUCAGAGGGUGCUUGUCUCAGUGAAGAAAGAAAAAACUGUGACUAUCACCCUGGAUAAAGAAAUGUCCUUUUCUGUUUUGCUUCAUCGUGUUUGGAAGAAGCAUCCAAUCAAUGUAGACUUUUUGGGGAUCUACAUUCCCCCUACAAACAAGUUUUCACCUAAUGCACAUGGACUAAUAGGUCAGUUCAUGCAAGAACCCAAAAUACAUAUUUUCAAUGAGAGACCAGGAAAGAAUCCUAAGAAACCAGAAGCAAGCAUGGAAGUGAAAGGACAAAAGCUGACUGUCACCAGAGGCUUACAGAAAGACUACAGAACAGAUAUAGUGUUUGGAACUGAUGUUCCCUGCUGGUUUGUGCACAACAGUGGAAAAGGUUUCAUCGAUGGACAUUACAAGGAUUACCUUGUGCCUCAGCUCUAUAGCUAUCUCAAAAGGCCUUAA
Chrysochloris asiatica (Cape golden mole) is the source of this 2841-nucleotide messenger RNA. RefSeq names its product inter-alpha-trypsin inhibitor heavy chain 2 (gene ITIH2). The record is from RefSeq and is a predicted model, not a curated record. Gene Ontology annotation, biological process: hyaluronan metabolic process. NCBI's taxonomy places the organism in Eukaryota, Metazoa, Chordata, Mammalia, Afrosoricida, Chrysochloridae. Gene Ontology annotation, molecular function: serine-type endopeptidase inhibitor activity. Bases 1 to 2841 code for a protein of 946 amino acids. The transcript is spliced from 21 exons.